This is a messenger RNA of Pimephales promelas (fathead minnow), 1024 nucleotides long. The record is from RefSeq and is a predicted model, not a curated record. Lineage: Eukaryota; Metazoa; Chordata; Actinopteri; Cypriniformes; Leuciscidae.
CUGCGUGACAAGUUGAAGACAAACGGUUAAGGAAUAUGAUUAAUGCUUUUAUUUGGUUCUUUUUGAGCUUGUGGCGUCUGUUUGACAUGACAGAUGCAGUGAAGUCAGUGUCAGUGAUGGAGGGGGAUUCUGUCACUCUAAACAAUGUCACUGAAACACAGAAAUAUUUGUACAUACAGUGGACGUUCGGAAGCACUCGAAUCGCUGAAGUCAGCAGACUCACACAAACUAGCUUGACGUAUGAUGGUCCUGAUGAGAAAUUCACUGACAGACUGAAACUGGAUCAAACCGGAUCUCUGACCAUCACAAACACCAGAACCUCAGACUCAGGACUUUAUAAAGUAACAGUUAUCAGCAAAGACACCAGCUACAUGAGUUUCAAUCUCACAGUCUAUGAGUCUGCUCAAAGUACUUCAUCAACAGAAAGAUCAUCAACAAGCUCCAAUUUAUGGUCGUCCAGCUGUGCUGUGAACAAUUCAACCGUCCUCCAGACUCAGGACGCCAACAUUACUGAUCUCUAUCAGCCAAGUUCAGACCACUGUUGUGGUUUCACUGAAGCUGUGACCCGAUUGGUCGUCUCGGCUCUGGUGGGCGUGGCUACUGUUGCUGUUCUGGUUUAUGACAUCCGAUCUACAAGACGAGCGCUGAUCAGAGAAGAAGAGACGGGACAUCACUGUCAGACUCCUGGAGUCGUAUCAGACCAACAGUGUGAAGUGAGCAGUGUGUUUAUGAUGUAAAUGUAUGCCUCAGACAUAACCCCCAUGGACCGUUGGCUGAACGUCUCUAAUGCAUGUGGCACAAAACUCAAGUGGUACUCACUGCAGUCGAAUGACAUCCAGCUCCACCUCUAUGGACAUCCAAUGGGGUGGAGGGAUAGAGUUGUGGUGGGGUUAGGGUGUGGUUAGGUAUUUGUUCUGCAGUGAGUAGUUCUUUAACGAUGCACCUGGAAAAACCAAACACUCUCACACGGACUAUGAGUGCUUAUCAGGAUCAACUAAAAAGUUACUUCCGAAACAAAACUAAA